This is a messenger RNA of Leptonychotes weddellii (Weddell seal), 4997 nucleotides long. RefSeq names its product IQ motif and Sec7 domain ArfGEF 1 (gene IQSEC1). The record is from RefSeq and is a predicted model, not a curated record. Gene Ontology annotation, biological process: regulation of ARF protein signal transduction; actin cytoskeleton organization. Gene Ontology annotation, molecular function: guanyl-nucleotide exchange factor activity. Lineage: Eukaryota; Metazoa; Chordata; Mammalia; Carnivora; Phocidae.
AGACCGGAAGCAGCCUGUCCACUGACCCCUACAGCGUGGAGGGCGAAGCCCCCAGCAGCGAGACCGGCACGUCGCUGGACAGCCCGUCAGCCUACCACCAGGGCCCCCUCGCGCCUGCUUCCAGCCUGAGCCCCGACCGCUACGAGCACACGUCGGUGGGAGCGUAUGGGCUGUACUCGGGGCCGCUGGGACAGCAGCAGCGCACACGGAGGCCCAAACUGCAGCACUCGACCUCCAUCCUGCGCAAGCAGGCCGAGGAGGAGGCCAUCAAGCGCUCGCGGUCACUCUCUGAGAGCUAUGAGCUCUCCUCCGACCUGCAGGACAAGCAGGUGGAGAUGCUAGAACGCAAGUAUGGGGGCCGCCUCGUGACCCGCCAUGCGGCCCGCACCAUCCAGACGGCCUUCCGUCAGUACCAGAUGAACAAGAACUUCGAGCGCCUGCGCAGCUCCAUGUCGGAGAACCGCAUGUCGCGCCGCAUUGUGCUGUCCAACAUGAGGAUGCAGUUCUCCUUCGAGGGCCCGGAGAAGGUGCACAGCUCCUACUUCGAGGGGAAGCAGGUCUCGGUGACUGAUGACGGCUCUCAGCUGGGGGCCCUGGUGCCAUCCGAGUGCGGCGACCUUGGCGAGCCACCCACCCUCAAGUCUCCCGCCCCGUCCAGCGACUUCGCAGACGCCAUCACGGAGCUGGAGGACGCCUUCUCGCGGCAGGUGAAGUCACUGGCCGAGUCCAUCGACGACGCCCUCAACUGCCGCAGCCUGCACGCCGAGGAGGCACCAGCCCCCGAGGCAGGGCGGGCCCGGGACGCCGAGCCCAAGCCGGCCCUGCACGGCGUGGACCACCACAAGCUGGAUGAGAUGACAGCCUCGUACAGUGACGUCACCCUGUACAUCGACGAGGAGGAGCUGUCACCGCCCCUGCCCUUGUCGCAGGCGGCGCACCGGCCGCCCAGCACGGAGUCGGACCUGCGGCUGCGGGCCGGGGGGGCCGCGCAGGACUACUGGGCGCUGGCUCACAAGGACGACAAGGGGGACACAGACACAAGCUGCCGGAGCACACCGUCGCUGGAGCGGCAGGAGCAGCGGCUGCGGGUGGAGCACCUCCCGCUGCUCACCAUUGAGCCGCCCAGCGACAGCUCCGUGGACCUCAGUGACCGCUCGGACCGCAGCUCGCUCAAGAGGCAGAGCGCUUACGAACGCAGCCUGGGCGGGCCGCAGGGCAGCCCCAAGCACGGCCCCCUGGCCGGCCCCCCCAAGAGCCUUCCCCGGGAGGAGCCGGAGCUGCGGCCCCGGCCCCCCCGGCCCCUGGACAGCCACCUGGCCAUCAAUGGCUCGGCCAACAGGCAGAGCAAGUCGGAGUCCGACUACUCGGAUGGGGACAACGACAGCAUCAACAGCACAUCCAACUCCAACGACACCAUCAACUGCAGCUCUGAGUCGUCGUCCCGCGACAGCCUGCGGGAGCAGACACUCAGCAAGCAGACCUACCACAAGGAGACCCGCAACAGCUGGGACUCACCCGCCUUCAGCAACGAUGUCAUCCGCAAGAGGCACUACCGCAUUGGCCUCAAUCUCUUCAACAAGAAGCCUGAGAAGGGCGUCCAGUACCUCAUCGAGCGUGGCUUUGUGCCUGACACGCCAGUGGGGGUAGCCCACUUCCUGCUGCAGCGCAAGGGCCUCAGCAGGCAGAUGAUCGGCGAGUUCCUGGGCAACCGGCAGAAACAGUUCAACCGAGACGUGCUCGACUGUGUGGUGGAUGAGAUGGAUUUCUCCGCCAUGGAAUUAGAUGAAGCCCUCAGGAAGUUCCAGGCACACAUCCGGGUCCAAGGGGAGGCCCAGAAGGUGGAGCGGCUCAUCGAGGCAUUCAGCCAGCGGUACUGCAUCUGCAACCCCGGGGUGGUUCGGCAGUUCCGGAACCCAGACACCAUUUUCAUCCUGGCGUUCGCCAUCAUCCUGCUCAACACAGACAUGUACAGCCCCAACGUCAAACCUGAGCGGAAGAUGAAGCUGGAGGACUUCGUCAAGAACCUGCGAGGUGUGGACGAUGGUGAGGACAUUCCCCGGGAGAUGCUGAUCGGGAUCUAUGAGCGCAUUCGCAAGCGGGAGCUGAAGACCAAUGAGGACCACGUGUCCCAGGUGCAGAAGGUGGAGAAGCUCAUCGUGGGGAAGAAGCCGAUUGGAUCCUUGCAUCACGGGCUUGGCUGUGUGCUCUCUCUGCCCCACCGGAGGCUGGUCUGCUACUGCCGGCUUUUUGAGGUUCCAGACCCAAAUAAGCCCCAGAAACUUGGACUGCACCAGCGAGAAAUCUUCCUGUUUAACGACCUCCUGGUGGUUACCAAGAUCUUCCAAAAAAAGAAGAACUCCGUGACCUACAGCUUCCGACAGUCCUUCUCCCUGUACGGCAUGCAGGUCCUGCUCUUCGAGAACCAGUACUACCCCAAUGGCAUCCGGCUCACGUCUGCUGUCCCCGGAGCAGACAUCAAAGUGUUAAUAAACUUUAAUGCUCCCAAUCCUCAAGACCGGAAGAAGUUCACCGAUGACCUGCGGGAGUCCAUCGCGGAAGUGCAGGAGAUGGAGAAGCACAGGAUAGAGUCGGAGCUCGAGAAGCAGAAGGGCGUCGUGCGGCCCAGCAUGUCCCAGUGCUCCAGCCUCAAAAAGGAGUCGGGCAACGGGACGCUGAGCCGGGCCUGCCUGGACGACAGCUACGCGGGCGGGGAGGGCCUCAAGCGCAGCGCCCUCAGCAGCUCCCUGAGGGACCUCUCGGAAGCGGUUUCAGCCCUUCGAGCCACUGCAGCCGCCAGUGCUGUGCUCCUAAGCCGUGGGACCCGAGGACUGCCCCACGGCCCCUGCCCCGGCGGAGAGCCCUUUCAGAAAGGGCGAAGCUAGUGCGGGACUCUGCGGGCCGCGGGCUCCGCGCUCCGUGGAUGGCGUGGCGUGCCGUGGCCAGAUGGCAGGACGACCGAGGGGAGCCCACCUGGCGGGCCAGCGGGGGGGGGGGUCCUGCCCGUCUCCCUCCCCACCCACCCCUUUAUCAUAUCAUCAAGGCCACCAUACCAGCAAAUCUGCAAACCGAGCACUUUGUUAAUCUCCACAGAGAGCAAAUACAGCAAUCUAGAGUUUAGCCUUUUUUUUUUUUUUUUUUUUGGAAGAAGCGUGACUUUAACCUGCCCACCUUUAUCUUCCCAUCGGUGUCGUAUUUCUCUCCCAGAAGGAGAGAAGUAAGAAGCACGGGUGUGUCUGAUUUGGUCCAGGCUGGCGGGAGGCUCCCCGCUCCUGCUGGCUCCUAAAUUCCUUGGUUUCCCUGCAGAGUCAGGCUCCCCGAGGCAUUCUCUGUCUUGCAGUUUAAAGGAUGUUGUUCUGACCAGGAACAGUUGAAUUGUACUGCAUGUCAGUCGUGCGAGGCCACACUCUAUGUAUUGUGUAUUUGCAAACUAUAUCAGUGUUACUGUUGACAAAUAGUUGAAGUAAAGUGGUAACAUAUGAAAUAUGUCGGCUUUUCUUCACCCUCUGUACCAAUAGUAAAGUCUAACUGUAAACUCGAGGUUGUUCCAGAAAAGAUACAGGCUGUUUGGCGCCAGAUUGCCCUUUCCGAAGGGACAACCACUAAUGAGAAAGAAGAGAGGGCGAAGCCGAUGGCCAGGGUGGGGGGCUCUGUCCAUCGCUGUCCUUCGUGCUCCACGGCCAUUCCGAACCUUCACCUCCAAAGCUGCCAUCCGUGUGUCCUGAGGCUUUGUUGGGGCGUCACAGGGCCGGAUCUAGCGAAAGGGGGCUUCUUGAACAAAUUCCGUUUCUCCCCAUGUUUCCAACUUCACACAGUGUGUUGGGCUCAGGUCAGUGGGGUUUCAUCAAUCCUUUGUGGCAUAUUUACAAACUUACCAUGGGAAAUGCUUCCAGAAGGUACAUUGUUCCACUAAGGAAGCUGGAGCCGCGCUGCCCAAGUCUCGUCUGGGCAGCAAAACCUUCUGACAGAUUGCUGUGUCCCCCCCGCCCCCAGUGUUGCUUUCGUGGGACUGUUCUUUCUAGACCCCAGCCUGCCACAGAGUCACAGCUGUGGGGGCCUGUCUUCCGCCACCCCGCCCCCCCCCCCCGAUAGGCAGCAGGAAGCUGAGCACUGCACUGUCAGGACACACUGGGGACAUUUCUCUCAAGUCGCACAAAUUGUUCCAAUUAAACAGUAAUUGCUGACAGGAGCAGGAGACCCAUAGCGGAAGUGGCUGAUAGCAUCACAAAAAUCUUUUCUGGGACAACAAUUAAAUCAUGUAUUUGUAUUUUUUUUUAAGUUUAUGAACGAAUUGUACAACAAUGUAAAAAUAAAGUUCAUCCUAAUAUGGUGUGCACAUCUUGCUUAAAAAUGUCUUCGGUCAUCCAGUGUAGAGCGAUUUUUCCAUCCCACGCUGCAUGCAGCAGAAGCCUCUUGUUUUUCUUUAAAAUGAGCUGAAAAGACAGCAGAUACUUAAACAUGACCCUAGGUGUUGACUCAGCGUUCUGUAUGAAGCUGUGUCUCCACAGGUAAGCAUGCAUCUUACAGUUUCGUUGUAAAAUAUCAUCUCCCUUCCUGCCCGGAAAUGGAGUAAUUCUGUAAAGUGUCUUCAAUCACAACAAUAAUCAAGGAAACAGAUGGCGAAACAAAUCAGUGUGAAGUGGGGGUGGUGAAAAGGGACAGGCGGGAGGAGCUGUGUUUCCCCUAGCCGGCGGGCGCGCACCCUAGCCUAACUGCGGCCACAUCGAGGCCCCACACAGGAGCCGUCUCCUCCUGGGAACUGUCUGUCGUUCACCUUCUAGUUGUUUUAACCGAUUAGCAUCAGGUCUUGAAUGCAGACCGUUCAAAGACUUCGAGAGACCCCUCGCUCCCAAGAGGCCCGGUACCCGCUGUGUAACUUUGGGCAGGAAAGGAGUGCUUUUGUUUUAAUAUGCAUUCUGUUUGUGAGUAGUAACAGACUCUAUUGAUGUAAAACCAUAGCUGUGAUCACGUGGAGAAAUCAAAUAAAUCCUUUAAAACUC